CAAACUGUUUAUAAGACUGACAGACUAACACUGCAUUAUCUCCCUUCCUCAGCUGUAUAUUUUCUGAGUCAGCAUUAGCUGAAUUUUCCAGACAGCCAGCUGCGAAAUGUUCUGGGGACGUCAUGUAUUUCCAGCUACUGCCCUUGACCAGUAGAUGCCUUUUUAGCUGAGCAACAAAUAUUUGCUGACAUUCUUUCAGUGAAUCAGUACAGUGGCAUCUAAGUAGCUAUCAAGAAAGCCAUCUCAAACCCACAACAGAGGGACUGGCAAUACACCAUUGUCUUUAACGUAGGAAACAACCCAUCCUGAGUUUUUUCAUUUGUUAUUGGUGCUAAUGAUAAUGGGAACUUAUUCUGGAGUUACCCUGGUUUUCUUCUCAAUCUGGAUUAUGAAAUUCCUAGCUCAAGGCUCUUUCAAUGUGAAAGAUCUCACCAUUCGGGAGUGCAGGACCGCAGGCAUAACCCUAAUUUCUCAUCCAAACAAACUGAAUUUCUCAGAAGCAGAAAGUGCAUGUAGACAGCUAGGGUUACAGCUGGCAAGCAAAACCCAGGUUGAGAAGGCCCGGAAUCAUGGCUUUGAAACAUGCAGCUUUGGAUGGGUGGCAGAUAAAUGGCUUGUCAUUUCUCGGGUUAUCCCAAAUCCAAAAUGUGGUCAGAACAAAACUGGAGUAGCAGAUUGGAAAGUCCCUCUCUACCGCAAGUAUCAUGGUUUCUGCUUCAAUUCUUCAGAUAUUUGGAUUGAUUCAUGCAUACCAGAAACAGGUACAACCCUGUUACCUGCAACAGAUCCAGAAAUAAACUCAUCUUCAACAGCUUCAUCUCAGGGCAUCACAGAGAUGCCUACUGCUCCUGAGUCACCAAAACCCCAAAUACGUCAGAAGACCUUUCGUAUAAAAUGUGUAACGGAAACCAUUUUACCAACAGUACAGACUACUUGGGAAAGUGAAGAGGAGAUGGCAGUGCCUAAUGGAAACCAAGCUGCCUUUACAAAUGAUAGUGUUGUAUUUGGAGGUGUACCUAUCGCACUCCUUGUGCUGGCACUCAUCUUUUUUAUAGCAUCGGCUGUUCUUGCAGUCUGCUAUAUCAAAAAAUACAAGAAAACCUUCCCAUUCUCAAACAAGGAGCCGCAAAAAGAAAGGAUUGAAGCCAAAGUCAUCAAAGAAGCUAACUCAAGUGACAGUGCUCCUGAGAAGGAACCAAAGAAUAAUGGGAAAAAGGCAGAAGAGCCUCAAACCAAGCCUGAGGCCACAGUAAAAUGUGUGGAAGCAGAAGUUUGAAAGGAUAAAUAUAACAGCAAGUUUGACAGAUUUAAAAUGAAGAAUUCAGAAUUACCAAACCAUUUAUAAAUCGUUUCAGUUUCCCCAUCUUAAAAAGGGGAUAAUGAUAUCUACCUCUCUUUGUAAAGUGCUUUGAAAAAGCACUACAUAAGAGCUAGGGUGUUAUAUUACUGUAAAUACUGGCAAGGUGAAUGCAUAUUCCUUAGUUCAAACGUUUGUACAAUCAGCAUUGUAUGACUAUUAAUUACACUUCCUCUUUUUGGUAUAAAAUGUUCUUUUGCAGAAACAUGGUAUCUUAUUCAUAUUAAUAUUAAAAAAACAAACAAACAAUCAUCUCACAACUCAACAUUUUCCAUCUUAACAAGAAGUAACUAAGUCUAAGAAUGCCUUGUUGAUUGAGAUACAGUGUAUAAUUGUUUGCAUAAAAUUCAGAUCAACACAUCUAAAAUAAAAUGCAUGUUUCUUUCUAUCCUGUAGGUUGUCUGCUAAUGUAAUAGCAUCCACAAUUAAUACCUGAUCCUGCAACCCUUACACAUUCAGACAAUUCGUAUUCAGGCAUUGAGUUCAAAAGGACUGCUGGCAUGAGUGGGGAUUACUCAGGUAAGGGUUGCAGGAUCAGCCCCUUAGCCUGUAAGUUCCCAAACAAGGGUACUUUUAGAUUUACUAUAAAGAUAAGUAAGAUAUUUAUACUGAGUAUAAUGUAAUCAACAAUGAAGUAUUUUCUUGGGUAUAUCACUGUAUCAUAAUUUACAAUUUUAUUUAUUAAACUCAAGACUGCAUCAUUCUUCUUCAGAAAACUGACAGAAAAAACACCUUUAAAACUGUAUCACAAUCUGUAUCAUAAAGGUCUCUGAUGUCUAUUUCAAUGUGUUUUCAAAAGAAAAGGAUACCCAGUGGCGUGGGAAGUUUACAGCAUUUAAUAAGAAAAUAAAGUACAGUAGAUAUA
Molecule: messenger RNA, 2222 nt
Organism: Dermochelys coriacea (leatherback sea turtle)
Lineage: Eukaryota; Metazoa; Chordata; Testudines; Dermochelyidae
Gene: LYVE1
Product: lymphatic vessel endothelial hyaluronan receptor 1
Exons: 6
Coding region: 335-1276 (313 amino acids)
Biological process (GO): cell adhesion
Cellular component (GO): plasma membrane
Molecular function (GO): hyaluronic acid binding; transmembrane signaling receptor activity
Source: RefSeq, a predicted model, not a curated record